GGAGUGGUGGAGUAUUUUGUAAAAUGGAAAGGCUGGAGUCAGAGGCAUAACACCUGGGAACCCGAAGAAAAUAUUCUGGAUAAUCGUUUAAUUGUUCUUUAUGAGCAGUCACAUAAGUCAGAUGGACCAGCCAAAAGAGGACCCAAAAAGAAAGAAAGACUUGCUGCUCCAGUAGCGGAAGAUACGGAAGAUGAUGGCUUACGUAGUGGAGAAGAGAGUCAGGAUGAGGGUCCUUCAGAGACCACCACCACCACCGAAGUUAAACCCAAACAUGAAAGUAUUGCUAGCGCAGAAGAUGAUGAAACUCGUACUGGUUCUGAGGAAACGUCAGAGAGUACUUCUGCGCCAACAGUAUCAACUGCUGAGAAUGAAAAUUCAAAUAGUUCCAGUAGUGACGACAGAAAACCUUUACUGGCUAGGAUGGAUCUUGUUGGGACAAAAAGGAAAGCAGAAGUUUUGUCGAAGGAAAGUGGAAAAAUUGGUGUUACGAUUACUACCAGUAGUCCUACUAGUUCUAGUCCCCCUCCAGUUAAGCGNCAAGGAUCAAAAAGCGAAGAGGAAACUUCAGCUAUUCCUUCAGCAGCGAGUCCUGCCACGGCCGCAGCUCCUAGGACGAGCACAGACAAAAGACUGAUAUUGAGUGAUGCUACCCUUCCGCAUUCAUCUAACAAAGAACCCGCAUCUCCCAAGGGGGUUGCAUCAAGAACAGACGAGAAGAGGCCUGAGAAAAAACCGGAAGUCAAUACUGAGAACGAGGGAUGUGAAGAAAAACCAGCCCCUGUCAACGGUCACAACAAGAGUAAUGUCGAGGAAAGUGCUCCACUUCUCACUAGUCCAGGUUAUGCCUACUGGCUAGCGAGGAACCCUGUCGCUGAUCAGGUUUUUAUAACUGACGUCACCGUCAACCAUGAAACUGUAACGAUUCGAGAGUGUAAGACAGAAAAAGGAUUUUUUAAAGAUCGAGAUGAUAAUAAUCAUCCCAGUGAUACUGUAUGAACUGACGAAUUUCGAAAGUUUUCCUUUGGAAAAAUUAAUAUUUACCGGUAAGUGAAUAUUGUACAGGGUAGCUCUUUUUAUUAGAGCAUUUUCAAUUUUACGGAUUUCGUUGUGAAAAUUCGUUCAUUUCUGAUUUUAUUAGUCAGCGAAGAUUUGCUUGGUACUUUGGGUCAUAUGUUGGAUACUUCAGAAAUUGGUACUAGAUUUUUUACAUUAUCCAUGAUUAUUAUCCAUUUUUGUUUUUUCCUUUAUACUCAACUAAAUGCUUACCUUUUUGUGGUGUCGAAUGAACUUUAUUUGAUGUAAUUUUCAUUUAAGAUUUCAUUAUACAUGUAAAAUCGUUAUAUAUUUCUUAGAGUUGUCACAUUUUAAUAAUUGUACAUAAAUCCUAUUGACUUUUUUUGCAGGAAAUAAAUUAUUUUGUCUGAACAUUCUUCAAGUAGUAAGAUGACAUUUCUAUACAUUUUGUUAGCAACAUAUUUUUUUUGAUCAUUUACCUCAUUAAUUUGUUUCUUGGAUUAGCUUCCUUUGAUUGUUAAAAAUAUUGAUAUCAAUAAUUUUAAUGUGAGUUCACCUGUUAUCUAAUAUGUUUUACUAAGGCCAGUUUACAGUCUUCUACUUUUGAAUACAUCUGGAACUCCACAUCAUUUUUGUUUAUUGAGUUUGUCUAUUAAUCACUAUCUACAAAGAGAUAUUUUGCUGUUUCUAUAACCUCUCCACAGUAACAGCAACUUGUAACUCCAAUUUUUCAAUUUCAUUUGAUACUGAAAAUAGGGUAAACCAUUUUUUCAAUUAUUUUUGUCCAGGCACUUCAAUCUAUUAUACUAGAUUGUAAUGGGUCAUGAAGCUUUUCAGCUUUUCUUCAUAAUCCUAACCUAACCAAGCUUCGAAUUCUAGGAGCUCCUGUAAAGUUGAUCCCA
Messenger RNA from Leptinotarsa decemlineata (Colorado potato beetle), 1916 nucleotides. RefSeq names its product chromodomain protein polycomb. Gene Ontology annotation, biological process: negative regulation of transcription by RNA polymerase II. Gene Ontology annotation, cellular component: PRC1 complex; chromatin. Gene Ontology annotation, molecular function: chromatin binding. The record is from RefSeq and is a predicted model, not a curated record. Lineage: Eukaryota; Metazoa; Arthropoda; Insecta; Coleoptera; Chrysomelidae.